AGACUUCGGACACAGAGAGGAGCUCCAGACUGAAGCAGCUCAUCAAAAUAGACCCCCGUCCAGACCAGGAUGUUGUCUCCCAGUCUCUUCCAGCCGCCCCCCCUGGCCAUGAGGCCUUUCCUGGACCGGCACUGGCCCAUCCGCAGCCUGUGGCCUGAGACCCGGCCCCUCUUCUACCAGAUGGAGCAGGAGAUGUUCCGCCACAUGCAGGAGAUGAGGCAGAACAUGGAGUACAUGGAGAAGCUGCACCAGAAGAUCUUCGAGGAGAUCGACCACUCCCCCACAGGAGUCUUCAGGCCCAUUGCCUUCCAGGAGCUGGGGGGGGACAGCAGCAGCUUCGCCCUCAGCCUGGACACCGCAGAUUUCUCCCCGGAGGAGCUGUCAGUCAAACAGGUGGGCAGGAAGCUGAGGGUGAGCGGAAAGACGGAGAAGAAGCAGGAGGACGGGAGGGGCUCGUACUCCUACCGGUGUCAGGAGUUCAGGCAGGAGUUUGACCUGCCGGACGGCGUCGAUCCCGAAACCGUCACCUGCUCGUUGGUGGGGGGCCGACUGCAGAUCCAGGCUCCCCGGGAGAGAGCCGCGAAAGACGGGGUGGAGAGGAUCGUCCCGAUCGACUUCACCUCCGUCCCAGCUGUCACCUCCAGCGGGGGGGCUGAGGGCGGCAGCAGCAACCCUCCAGAGAGCAACCCAGUUGAAAAGAAGUGAACAGAGUGGGACCUCCUCCACUAGCCCAUCUUUGUUUUCUCAGUUUGUCCACGGAGAUCCAGACAGAGUGAACAUCUGCUCGCCCAGCAAACUCUCUACUUCAGCCGCCUUUUGACACAAACAUCUGUUUGUUUAGUCAUUUGUGAUGCUUUUCCUCAUUAAUGUUUGGUUUUUCACUUUUGUUCUAGUGGUGUGAUCAAAUAUUACAUGAUUUUAGUAAAAGCUUUUGAUUUUGUUUCAUAAAUAAUGUUCUGUCUUUUAAACUCAUGCAAGAUAGUUAACUCUGAUAUAUUUAAGGCUUUAACAAUAGUUUCCAGAUUGUUUUGAAUGACAAAACAAAAGCAACAUUUUUAAACCAUCAAACAAUUUUGUCCUGAACAAAAAUUUUCUUUUACUUCUAAAUACUCUGUCGGUUUGCUACUGUCAUCUUAAAGAAUUAAAGUUUUUUCUACAUUCUUGACAAAA
Oryzias latipes (Japanese medaka) is the source of this 1170-nucleotide messenger RNA. RefSeq names its product heat shock protein beta-11. Gene Ontology annotation, biological process: response to heat; protein refolding. NCBI's taxonomy places the organism in Eukaryota, Metazoa, Chordata, Actinopteri, Beloniformes, Adrianichthyidae. The record is from RefSeq and is a predicted model, not a curated record. Gene Ontology annotation, cellular component: nucleus; cytoplasm.